Messenger RNA from Adineta ricciae, 573 nucleotides. NCBI's taxonomy places the organism in Eukaryota, Metazoa, Rotifera, Eurotatoria, Adinetida, Adinetidae. The record is from the annotation of a GenBank genome assembly.
AUGGAUAUUAGAAUUCACAUCGAAUGUUUACCACCAUACAGCGCGAUAAUUCUACAACCAUUGGAUGGAUCACUCACCGAACAGAUAUUUGCAGUUUUGAUAUUAGAGUUGUUUAAAAGUCAUCUAUUAGCUGGCUUCUGUUCUGAGGGUUCCCCAAAAGCUGUUAUCUAUCCCUUUGAGAAACGCACAAUAUCUAAAGAGAAACUUCUUCAGCCUGUGUCAACAUCAGACGAUGAUGAAACAGCUGCUGGAGCGAACACAACCGACGAUGUUAUUAACGUCUCACCAACUCUUUGCGCCGACUGUCAUGUCCAAAUACUUCCUCAGCUAGAUUCUUUGGCAGCGUCGCACGAUAUUGCACCUACCACAUGGCUUAACAUUUUUCCAGUAUUCGCAGCGAUUCUCUACGAUGAUAGAACAUUGCAAGCUGCGCAUUUUCCAUGGUUUGAAAAUCUUAAAAUCCAUAUGGAACUCGUAAAAUUUUGGUUUUCAAAGUCCAUGGUAAAAGGUUGGGAUUAUUCAUUUACCCCCAUAAGGGUAAGCGGAUUUAUCGAUUUGGACGCAGUAGGCUAA